GCGAUAGAGCGUAAUCGGUGGGAAAGCACACUACGGAAAAAAACUACUUGCUUAUAUGUACAUAUGUCUUCAUAUCAUUAUAAAUAUGAAUUAUAAAAUUUGCGAUUGUUUCAUUCGCAGUUUAGAUCUACCACUAAUUUGACUAUUUUUUGAGCUUAAAAAAUAUACUUGAAUUAUGGGAGACGUGCGAUAUAUUCCGUUUAUUUUACUUUUUAUUAAUGCUUUAUUAUUCACUGCAGGCAGUACAUCGGUUGAAGAAGAUGAAGAUGUGGAUUUACACCCCUUCAUUAAAGUUGGUAGCAAGUAUUAUUUAUUUGCUCACGGCUUAAAGAUGGAUUGGUUCGGAGCUGUUCAUUUUUGUCGUUCUUACGACAGUGAUUUGCUAACGAUUGAAUCGUUGGAUGAACAUAAUGUUUUAGUUACGCCCUUGUGGGUUUUCCUGUUAUUUAGUAAUACGGGUGUUUGGACAAGUAUCAACGAUUUGGCGGUGGAAGGCACAUACAUGUCGCUGAAUAGUGGACGUCCAAUGCUUUAUACAUUCUGGGGGCAGAACGAACCGCACAACGAGGGAGAUGCGGAGGAUUGUGUAGAAAUCGUGCGCUUCGGUGGUAUCCUUCGAAUGAACGAUAAUAAGUGUUCAAUACAAAGGCAAAUUAUUUGCGAAAAGCGUUCACCAUUAAUUGCUCGUAAUUCCGCCACAAAAUCAAACUGUGAGAAGACAGAUUGAAUUCCAGGCAUUUCUACAAUUUCAAAUGUUUUAAACGGCAGGGCAAAAUAUUAUGUAAAUAAACAUCUAUUUAUUUUAUUUCGAACAAGAA
Bactrocera dorsalis (oriental fruit fly) is the source of this 818-nucleotide messenger RNA. Its product is annotated as C-type lectin 37Da. Gene Ontology annotation, molecular function: carbohydrate binding. The record is from RefSeq and is a predicted model, not a curated record. Gene Ontology annotation, cellular component: external side of plasma membrane. NCBI's taxonomy places the organism in Eukaryota, Metazoa, Arthropoda, Insecta, Diptera, Tephritidae. Gene Ontology annotation, biological process: biological process involved in interspecies interaction between organisms. Bases 176 to 727 code for a protein of 183 amino acids. The transcript is spliced from 3 exons.